Messenger RNA from Triticum aestivum (bread wheat), 4575 nucleotides. Its product is annotated as F-box/FBD/LRR-repeat protein At1g13570. Lineage: Eukaryota; Viridiplantae; Streptophyta; Magnoliopsida; Poales; Poaceae. The transcript has 7 exons. Gene Ontology annotation, molecular function: protein binding. The record is from RefSeq and is a predicted model, not a curated record. The coding region runs from base 173 to 1846 and encodes 557 amino acids.
GCUGCUAAAAAAAGCCCUCGCCGUACUCUCCUCAGUCCGACCGACCGACCCACCGCGGCUCGACCUCUUCUCCUCUUCUCCUCUUCCGCGGCGACCAGCCCAACCCCUCCGCCGUUCCCGUUCGACCUUCCGGCUCCGCAAUUCCGGCCACCGGUUGGUUUCUGAGUUCAGAAUGGGGAUCAUGCUCAACUUCACAGUGCCCGAUCAAUUCCAUCCAGGGCAACUCCACCGAGGCAGCGGCAGAAUAGCAGGCCAUCAGCUCCAAGCGUUGAGCAUUCUGGCUUUCAGAGCUUUAUCCGAGCACAUUCAACAGAAUGAAGUGUUCCGUCAAAAGCCUAUAGCCAACAGCCAGUUUCAACUGCUGAGCAUUCUGCUUUGCGGACUAAUCCAUGCCAAGGGAAUAACAGGGGAAGUUCGAUGUAAACUGUGCUGCAUUCUCAUCUGUGGAGUUAUAUCUGACUACAUCCAUCACGCACCAAUUGAUGCAAAGGAAUCGGCGAUUGAUCUGUUUGGAGACCUUCCAGAGGACGUGCUAUGCACAAUUUUUUCAAAGUUGCCUCUGGAAGAGGCUGUAAGAACCAGUGCUGUAUCAAGGAAAUGGAGAUACUUGUGGAUACUUUGUUCUAAAUUGAGUUUCGAUGGAAAUACAGUAUGUGGCAAAAACAAUUAUGAGAAAAGAGUGUAUACUCUAAUGUUCACUCGCAUUGUUAAUAGGGUCUUGGAACAGUACCGUGGCAAGUUGGUGCAAGAGCUUGCUAUCAAAAUUGAGUUCAACUGUAUGUUGGUUGAACAUCUUGAUAACUGGGUUCGUUUUGUUGUAUCAUCGCAGACAAAGGCACUAGUUUUUGAUUUAGCACCAGAACAGCGUCAACCUCCAGGUCGUGAUGAUCGGUACAAAUUCCCAUUUGAGCUUUUAGACAACGACAGUAUAUGCCGUCUACAGAAACUUCAUCUUAGCUUUGUAGAUUUCCAGCCACCAAUUCAUUUUAGUGGUUUCCCUAACCUAAGGAAGCUUGAUCUGAACUUAGUGAAUGUCAGUGGGAAGGAUAUUCAACAUAUGUUGUCAAACUGCUGUAACCUAGAGUGGCUGAGUAUUGUUAGAUGCCAUCUCAAUGGGGAACUAAAGGUUAACGGCCCUCUGCCUCACCUGCUAUACUUGAAAAUUGCUUCCUGCGAUAUAACAAAUAUAGAAUUCCUUGCCGAGAACCUUGCAACCUUCGAAUACAGAGGAGUAGCGGUGCCUAUUGACCUCAGUAAUUCAUCGGAACUGAAAUGUGCAAACAUAUGGUAUUAUAGAGACACGCUCGAGCACACUAUUACUGUUCUUGCUAAUGUGCUUAUAAAUGUGCAACAUCUGACCCUCGAUACAGCCUGUGAACCUCCAAAGAUUCCCUUUUUGAUGCAUUACCGAUGCAAGUUUUCCAAGAUGACGUAUUUACAAUUGAGGUUGGUUUAUAUCGAAGAAUUCAAUAUAUUAUCUUUGGUCUCUUUUGUGAGGUCUGCUCCUUUCAUCAGGAAGUUAGAGCUGCACUUUCGUUUCCCUAGUUAUGUGCAUUCGAUACAAGAAUCUGAUGAACCUAUCACGAAGCUACCGGAGCGUCUGUUCAACAACUUAAAGAGUUUGUAUGUUGCAGGAUUUAAAGCAUGCAUCGGUCAAGUUGAGUUCCUUUCACACAUGGUGGAAAAUUCCCCUGCACUAGAGAUUUUAAGUAUAGAUCAUUCAGACAAAUAUCCCCUAGAAGGCCAUGAAAGAGACACGAAAACGGUUGUUGACGUAGUCCAUAGAACUGCUAGAAGGUAUCUCGAAGGGAAGAUUUCGUCCAAGUGCACCCUAAUAUUACUUUAAGGGAUUUGUUGGUAUAGGGAUGUACAUUGUAUCUCUAUCUAGGGAUUGAAAAUCCAAUGCGGUGGCAUCUUUAAACAUGUCUGCAUUGGUCACUACUAUGUGCAUUGUGAUUUGGUUUUGCACGGUCCAUUAUAAUAUUGAUGAAAUGAACAUGCUUCCCUUUGCAUAAAUGCGCUGUUUGCCCUCCACUACAGUACUCGUUGCGUACAACUCUAUUAACCUCGGAGUUCCACGUUUUCACCCCAUUUUGGAUGACGUAUAUGCUUCCUCCCUGCAUGACAUGUAUGGACACAUGGGGCCUUCUCUUUUUUAGCAGGCACGCAGCCCUAGUUGUUUUAGUUUUUUUUCACCUCGCUGUCUCCCCCGUGCUACCAGGUGUGGCGCUGGGUGUUAUCCGAUCGUCCAAAGCAUUCCCGCCUAACGAGUAACUGCUUGCUUCUGUAUAAUUCUUCUAUUUUUAUUCCUCUUGGUUUACCGGCUGUUGUUCCUCUGGUUACCGGCUGUGCUCUCCUCUGCUAGCUCCUGCUGGCCUGUGCAUCGGGCGCCAGCAGCUGCCUCCGCUGCUCGAGCUUGCUGCUUACCUACUCAGGCAAGCACGCAGCUGCAGAGCUGAGCUGCUGCUCCUGGACUUAAGUUAACUUUUUCAGGAAGGGGCUAUGGUAUCCUGAGGAGGACUAGAGACUGAGGGACUACAUCCUCAAGCAUGGCGUUGGCUGCUGGAGUGCUGUCCCUGCAAAGGCUGAUCUGAUGAUCAACCGGAGAUGUUGCUGGUCAAUUCAUAGCGACGACCUGAUGCUCUGCUGCACUGAUCCAACCGGAGAUGAUGCUGAUGAUCUGCUGCUCAACAAGGUGCUGCUGCUUCUCCCGGGGCGUGCUGAUGAUCUGCUGCUCAACGUGGUGAUGGAUCUGGUAGCGCUUGGGGCAGGUGAUGGAUGGGCGACGAGGAGGAGCCUGGCGGAGGGGUGGAGCAGGGGCGACAAGGAGGGGUGGAGCAGGGGCGACAAGCAGGGGCGGAGCCCAUUGGGCCGUCCCGUAUGCACAGGAAUACGGGUCCAAAUAUUUGCUAGUAGUACUUAUCAAUUACGAAGGCCCAGUGCAUCAGGUUGGCCCAAGAGCAGUGCAUCAGGGUCGGCCCUAUUCAGCCACUCCUCCGGCCUGCUGCGUUACCGUGUUGGGCCAGUGCGGAAAACGCGAGCAUACGCACCUCCCCCUCUCGUAGCCUAAUCGAUCCAACUUCCUCCACUUAUAAAAAAACUAAAAAAAAAUCCAUCCAUCGAUCAGGUCUGUGGCGUACAGAUCCGGCCCCUCCAUACGCUCGCCCUUGCGUACACAGGCGGCGGCGGCAGGGCACCGGCCGACGGCCGCCGCACGGCCGCAGGCUACGGACCCCGAGUCCUCUGGUGAUGACGCGAUGCACGCGAACGACGCCGCACGCCGUCGGCCGGUCCAACGCUCCGUAAUUUGGCAACCUUUCCGAUCUUGAAUCUUCGUUUCCAUGCGUAUCAAAGGCCACAAUGGUAACACCUUUAUCUUGCCGUUCCUAAUUUCGUUUACAAACUGCAAUGAUUAGUCCGUUAUGUAUAAACUAGUAACAAAUAGAAUAAACCACUAUGUUUUGACAAAGCAUCAUACAUUUUCUAGGGUUAUAACUUCUGAAUUCUAAUUAGGUUAUAUUUCAUUCAUUGUCAAAUACAAAUACUAUAACUUCUAAUUAGGUUAUAUUUCAUUUAUUCUCAAAAGAAAGCAUCAGCACAGGAUGUUCCGGAACACAUAAAUAGGGAAGAGGAGAUUCAAUAUCAUCCGGGCAAGAGAAAAUUGAUCAAACGUACUAAAGGUAAUUUCCAAUUUUUUAGCCAUUUAAAUACUUUCAUUUGGACAUUUUAUUAUGUUCUACUAGAAAGUUUAAUUCCGUUUUUAUCUUGUACAUUAUUGUGCCCUGCUGUCGGAGGAUGUAUUCUGGAAUUUCCAAAUGCAAGAGAACCUUUUCAAGUAAUUUUGCCCCUUUUUUUAGCAUUAUAGUAAACAUUUUGAUAGCUACAUUCUGUUUUUACUCACUGCCUUCUAUUACAUCCGAUAAAAUGUGCUAGAAGCUGUGAAACAAACUCUUAUUCAAUGCAUCGCUGCUUGAAAAUUUUACUCCUUAGUUAAAGUGGUGCAUCGGGUAACAUUUGCUCCAGCUCCGCCCCUGGCGACAAGGAGGGGCCUGGCGGAGGGGUUGAUGGAGGAAGAUGAUGAUUUCAGAUUAGGGGUAGUUCUGUACUUUCCUAGCUUUUCACCUGGUCGGAGAAUCCCCCCGGCGACAACUAUUACGGUACAGAGGGAGUAGGUUGUAAGACAUGGAACAUGCUGAAGGUGAGGAAAAUUAAUAUGUAAUGGUGUUAUCGAAUUAUGUCAGGUUUUUGCUAUUUUAAUAACAUGUACACCAUCAUAAUAAGGGAAGUGAUGAUAUUGUACACUAAGCGGCUUAACAUUUCUCGGCCUCCUGUUAUCAGGACUUGCAUGGAAAAGAAGGCGGCUGAGAGGUACAGUAAGUUGAUCACCGAUGUUCUGAAGGAUUCCGUGCAGCAGUCGCAGGUUGUCGAAUGAGGUUGAGCGGGGUGUUUGAGGAGCCUUCCAUCAACUUGACAGUGGAUAUUUGAUAGCUCGCUUCUCACCGUGAAAUAGAUGAUGACUUAUAUUAUGUUCCACUUGAUCGGAUGUGCGUUGUUCUGUGUAUGAUCUACCUGAAU